CAUCACAUCAUGCAUCCAGCACUCGAGGCCCGUUUCAAAAACGAAUUCCCCACCCUCUUUCGUGACUCUCGCGUCCGAUGCUACAUUGAAAAUGGCUGGGAAGGGCUUCUUCGUAUCUUGUGCUUAACCCUCACCCAGCCUGAUGAAACACCCUCCGACUCCGAGUUUGAAUCGCGGACAAUCCUUAUUCAGGUCAAGCAACGCUACGGCUGCUUACGGGCAUACAUCAGCAGUACCGCGGCACGGCAAAGGAUAAAGUUCCACGUCGAACGAGAAUCUUAUCUGGUUUGCGAGAGGUGUGGGGAAGAUGGACGGCUGGCGACGGUCGAGGGGUGGAUCUCGACGGUGUGUCAAGAAUGCGCAGACAUGAUCCGAGCAGAUGGCAAGGAGUGGCGCUGGCUUGAAGUGGGGUUUGAAGACGAAAGCGACGAGGAUGAAUCAUAG
Messenger RNA from Mycena indigotica, 444 nucleotides. RefSeq lists its product as uncharacterized. The coding region runs from base 10 to 444 and encodes 144 amino acids. NCBI's taxonomy places the organism in Eukaryota, Fungi, Basidiomycota, Agaricomycetes, Agaricales, Mycenaceae. The record is from RefSeq and is a predicted model, not a curated record. The transcript has a single exon.